AUGACAAGUCAAGGGGUACUGCAACAAGACUACAUUUCAACCUCAUCGUCAGCUCAAACGCUCAUCAUGGACAAUGGAGGAGAUACAAUCAAGAUUGGGUUGGCUCCCAAUUCUUUGAAUGAUGUUUUAGAUCAAGCUAGUGAACUCAAGCGUCCUCUCAUCAUUCCGAACACGAUUGCCAAACAAAAAGCAUCAUCAUCCACAAGUGGUUCUGUGUUCAUUGGGGAUCAGCUUGAAAGUGAUUGUGAAUGUUUUGCAUCUUUGUUAUUCAGAAGACCAAUUGAACGAGGAUAUGUUGUGGAUUGUGAAACACAAGCCAUGAUUUGGGAUUAUCUGUUUAAAACACGUUUUUCAAGUUUGCCCAUAAGCGAAACAAGACUCUUUCUUUCUCACCAGCCAUGUACACCAAAAACUAUACAAAAAGAUCUUUGUCAAUUAAUUUUCGAAUACUUUGGAUUUAAAGAAUAUGCCUCUCUUUCUAGUCAAUACCUAAGUUUUUUUGGAUAUCUUAAUGAAAUUAGUGAUGAAAAAUCACCUCUUUACUCAGUAGAUACGACUAACCCUGUGAAAUUGUCUAAAAGUGCUCUAGUAGUCGAUUCUGGAUUUUCGUUUACACAUAUUUAUCCCAUUAUUAAUUCCCUCCCUGUGAAAACUGGUAUCCAAAGAAUUGAUAUUGGCGGAAAAUUAUUAACAAAUUACCUCAAAGAAGUCGUAUCGACCAGAUAUUACGACAUGAUGGAAGAAACAUAUUUAAUGAAUCUCGUUAAAGAAAGAUUGUGUUACGUAUCAAAGAAUUUCCUUGAAGACUUACAUGCUGCUUCCUUUAGUGAUUCUCCUCUUUUUCAAUCUUAUGUGCUACCAGAUUAUAGGCACAGUAAAACAGGUUAUUUACUGGAUACUUCAAAUAUGACAUCAAUAGACCCUGAGUUGCAAAUUUUGACGCUGAAUAAUGAACGUAUUGCUAUUCCAGAACUUUUGUUUAAUCCCUCUGAUAUUGGUCUCAAUCAAGCAGGUAUUGCAGAGACUUGUGCAAGAACGAUACUAACUAAUAUCAAAUCUCCAGUAGAACAGUCCAUAUUAUUCGAUGCUAUUUUGAUAACAGGAGGCAACACUAAAUUCAAACACUUUAAAGAGAGACUAGUUCAAGAAAUAAGACCAUUCUGUCCAGAAGACUUCAAGUCUGUGACCGUUUUGGAAAGCAAAAAUCCCAUCACCUUGUGUUGGAGAGGAGCUUCAGCUUUUAGUUUCUACCAAAAACGACAACUGGACCAGUGCACUGUGAAAAAAGAAGAAUAUGAGGAAGCAGGGUAUGAGUUAUGUGAAGACAGAUUUAAGCAGAGCUAA
This is a messenger RNA of Naegleria lovaniensis, 1344 nucleotides long. RefSeq lists its product as uncharacterized. NCBI's taxonomy places the organism in Eukaryota, Heterolobosea, Eutetramitea, Acrasida, Naegleriidae. The record is from RefSeq and is a predicted model, not a curated record. The coding region runs from base 1 to 1344 and encodes 447 amino acids. Gene Ontology annotation, cellular component: Swr1 complex. The transcript has a single exon. Gene Ontology annotation, molecular function: nucleosome binding.